AUUGACGUGUUCGAGUUGAACGACAAUUGGCCCAAUCACUACACUUCGGUUAGGCGGCUCUGGAUUCUUCGUGUUCAUCAGUCAGGCAAGCGACGAUUUGCUUGUUGAAUCAAAACUAGAGAAUCGAAAGCAUCGUUUACGGUCCAAAUCUGAGAGAAGAUAGAAGCUGAACCAGACAACGGAAGAAAGGGGAAAUGGUUUGUGUAUUAUCUUCUGCUAUUUCACUUCACAGUCCCUUUCUACACAAAUCCAAGCUAUCCGCCCCUCUCUCUCUAAGAUCCUCUCUGCCGAAUGCAAAACUCACGUUUAAUCCUGCCGCUAAACAGAGCUCGAUAUGUUCUAAUCCGAUCAGAUGUUUGACCAGGUUUGGUUUCGGUAGCGACGUGAGUUCGACGUUGGCGAUUAAUAAGAAGAGGAGGCGUGGUUUGAGUGCUGUAUGUUACGCGAUGCCUCUUUCUGCUCGCAAUCUUCAGUGGAUCUCUACUAUUUCUUCUGUGAUUUUAAUGCUCGCAAGGGGGACUGGGAUCCAGAAGUCAUUUAUCGUUCCGCUAUUUGCUCUUCAGGCUCCUGCAAGUGUUAUCUCGUGGAUUAAAGGAGAAUAUGGCAUUUGGAGCGCAUUUUUGGCCCUUCUUGUUCGUCUGUUUUUCUUCAUCCCUGGUGAACUCGAAAUACCAUUCAUAUCAUUACUUUUGGUGAUUGUGGCCCCAUAUCAAGUCCAAAACUUAAGGGGAACUCAAGAAGGGACCAUCAUCUCACUACUGAUUGCAGCAUAUUUGGCUUUCCAGCAUUUCUCUCGAGCUGGCAGCUUUCGGAGAGCUUUUGAUCAGAAUUCAAUUGUUGCAACAGUGGCAAUCAUUUGUGUAACGGCUGUCUCAUUCCUGCUCGUGAUCUGAGUUCUUCAGUCACUCCCAAGUGAAGCCUGAGUACAAUGCCUCUUCCCUGGAAAACCAACCUAAAAGCUUCCAAAUGGAAUUGACUUAUCGAUAUCCUUUUAUUGGUUAAAAGCUUCCAAAAUGGAAUUGACAUAUCUAUAUCCCCUUAUUGACUAACAAUGUAAAUUAUCGUAUAGCUAGCAUGUGACCUAUUUAUUUCUUUAGUCUACUAAUUUGUGUUCCUGUGGACUUAGUUUU
Messenger RNA from Cucurbita maxima (winter squash), 1130 nucleotides. Its product is annotated as cold-regulated 413 inner membrane protein 1, chloroplastic-like. Gene Ontology annotation, cellular component: membrane. Lineage: Eukaryota; Viridiplantae; Streptophyta; Magnoliopsida; Cucurbitales; Cucurbitaceae. The transcript has 7 exons. The record is from RefSeq and is a predicted model, not a curated record. Bases 195 to 893 code for a protein of 232 amino acids.